This is a messenger RNA of Hydractinia symbiolongicarpus, 2330 nucleotides long. RefSeq lists its product as uncharacterized. Lineage: Eukaryota; Metazoa; Cnidaria; Hydrozoa; Anthoathecata; Hydractiniidae. The record is from RefSeq and is a predicted model, not a curated record. The transcript has 2 exons. Bases 405 to 1199 code for a protein of 264 amino acids.
AAAAACAUAACUUUAACUUUGUAAUUUUACGAUACUUAAGAAAGAAUGUGAACUCGUCAGCAUUGAUAUGAACCCAUCUAAAUGACAUUUAGGUAGGAGGUCUUCCUUAAAUUUGUUAUGAUCUGUUGCUAAAAUCACAUGGUCCAAUCCAUUAAUAAGUCACUCAUUUGACGUUAAUUAGAAACUGGUAAUUGGAUCAACAUAUUAUAACCUUGGAGUUUUGCUCAACAACCAUGCGACAAUAUGCACAAACAAAGUGUUGUCAAAUUAGAUAUAUUAUUGAUAAUUUUCGACAUUUGAACUCCACAUCAAUGCUACUAAGUGUUCAUUACGUGUAUCCUCAUCAAAUUAGCUGCAAUAACAGAAAAGAGACUGUUCGGAGUAGUUCUUAGGCGAUAGGAAUAAUGGCAACGUAUUAUUUUAUCCUAUUUUCCAUGGUUAUUUUUUGUUACGCACUCCCAAAGCCACCAUCUACGUGUUUGGCUGGUCAGAAAGGAUAUUACUGUGCAGAAGAUUUAAGCAGUUAUCACUUUUGUAAAUCAAAACGUCUCAGCAACUCAGUCACAUGUCCAACAGGAACCAGAUGUACUUGUUAUUUUGGUCAAGAAUGCGAAGUACCCACAUCAUCAAUUUGUCGAGACAACGUGUCGCCAUUUCCUAAUGAUCAAAGUUAUUAUUGGUCCGCCUCCGGUACUCUAAGAACUGACACAGGAGCCUUGUGUCUCGUCAGAGAAGAAGUCAAGCAAGAUUUUAGUAAAAAACUCUUUCGUAGUGAUCUGACGCAGAAUGGAACUAACUUUUUCAUCGUUAUUCGUCCAAACGAAAAUGGAACAUUUUGUUGGUUCAGCGGAGAUAACGUGACGAGAAGUUGUCGUAAGGAUGUUACACCAACAUUCGACGCAAACAGACCCAAUUUAGGAAACAUUGCAUUUUCGCCAACCACUGUAACAAACGACAAACAAGAAGUCAUCCAAGAUUGGAUGGCUUCUUUUGUUGCUAAUUUUGUCUUGACAGAAACAUGGCGACUAAAGUUCACUUCUAAAACCAAUCAAGUUGAGCCUCUGCAGAGGAUUUCAACAUUUCAGUUCCCAGGCACGACUACAUACUCGUUCAAACGUGUUUUACAGACCGACUUUUUUGCUUUUGGAGCACCAGAUGAAUCGUCUUUCGAUCUACCUGAGUUUUGCAAUGACGUUUAAAUAUUUGACUAGUAAACCAGAUUUGGAAUUACUUCAACUUUUAAAUAUAUUUACAAGCAACACAUGGAGUUGUAAUCACUGGCGCCUUGUUGAAUAAACAACAUUUCACAUUCUUCUUUUUUGCUAAUUAACAAACAUACGAUAUUAAAUCAAUUAAGUAACGGAUAAUAUAAUAUUUGUUUGUUUGUUUGUUUUUGUUUUGAUUUCAAUAACAAGAAUAAUUGUCAUCGUUUGAACUCUGUCUUAAUGUAACAUAAUUAUAAUUGAUUUACAUGAUUUAAAAUAGUACAUCUUUGAUCCUUAAUGACAUCUCUUUAAUAAUAGCCGUAUUAUGUGAGCGUGUUUGUGCGCGAGAAAAAAGUCGUGUUAUGGAAACACGAAGUGCAAUAUAAAUAAGACGGGCAAACCCGUGUAUUUAUGGACGGGCUACGGUCUAGUCUCUUUAAUGAUAGCCGUAUUUUGUCUGUCUGUGUGUCCGCGAAAACCGUGUUACGAAAAAACGAAAUGCGAUAUAUAAAGAACGGGCGACCCCGUGGAUUUUUUUACGGGUUAACGACUAGUCUCUUUAAUAAUAGCCGUGUUUUGUCUGUCUCUGCGCAAAAUGGUACCUGAAGUAGCGAGAAACACGAAAUACAGUAUAUAAAGUAGGGCAAAUCUGAGGAUUUAUUCACGGGCUACGACUAGGCUCUUUAAUAAUAACCGUAUUUGUCUGUCAAAAUCACUAAGAUAUAUCGGACAUAUAUCGGACGCACGAUAAAAUUACGCACAAAAUAGCAAAUGCCAUAUUAUUUACUGGCUUUGUUGUAAUUGGCAAACUCCUGUGGAUUACUCCAUGGACUAUUCUCCUAUAGCUAAACCCGUAUUUUGUUCAAAAUUUGGUUGAAUCGCUACUCUGUGCUAAGGAUGCACGAAAUAACAAUGCGCAGGGCAUGCAUGACGUGCAAACCGUUUAUUUGCGUUGAACUAGUCUGUAUCAAAAUUCAUACAUUCAACACCGGCCAUUUUGACAUCAAAAUAUAAAAAUCAACACCAUAAAGCGUACUAACCCUAGGUCUUAUGUUUUUUGAUGAGCGUAGGUAAAGCAAGCUUUAUAAACAACCGUUGUUUACACAAUUCAUCACUACAUUACCA